UCUCCCCUCACCUCUCUCCCCUCACCUCUCUCUCCCCCUCACCUCUCUCUCUCUACCUGUCUCCCCUCACUCUCUGUCCCCUCACCUCUCUCUCCCCCUCACCUCUCUCUCUACCUCUCUCCCCUCACUCUCUCUCUCCCCUCACCUCUCUCUUUCUCUCCCUUCACCUCUCUCUCCCCUCACUCUCUCUCUCCCCUCACCUCUCUCCCCUCACCUCUCUCUCCCCCUCACCUCUCUCUCUCUACCUCUGUCUCCCCUCACUCUCUCUGUCCCCUCACCUCUCUCUCUCUCUCUCUCCCCUCACCUCUCUCUCUCUCUCCCUUCGCCUAUUAGGUCUUCCUGCCUUGUUCCCGGGUGCUUCUGAAGCGCACAACUGCGUUGACCACGGAGGCAGAGCAAGCCUGUUGAUCCUUGGCCGGGAUUCGUGGCUCUGUGUGUGUGUGUGAGAGAGAGAGAGGCGGUAGAAGCAGGAGGAAAGGCUGAGGGGUGGAGCCAGGCACAGACUGAGAGAGACAGAGAUCUGAGCCAUGUGACGGCCACUGGCGUUACAGCCCCACACUGUCGGCAAGGACAAGCACUGGAAAACUCCGUCCCAGCUCAUCCACUCGGUGUGGUCAGCUUGUCCCGGUCGCCUGAAGCCGGGUUGAAGCUCCCCGCGAAGACAUCUGACAGCUCAAGAGGCACCCAUGCAGGCUGACAGUCAGUGGCCCUGCUCACUGUGAAGUGCCCACGAGAGGACAAGAGUGAAGGACGGCAAGCUAUCACGAGCCAGGCGGGCAGGAGAGAGUUACGCUGCUUGUUAUUCCGGAGAAACGACUCAUUCAGCUGCGGCUUCACUGAAGAAGGAAGCCUCACCAGACGUUCGGGACAGCGGCGAGUGACUGCGCAGGCGUGUGACGUCACCCGGAAGCGCGCGGGCGAUUUAAAAAGCAGACGAGCAUAUCCAGCGGGCAGCGUCCGAGCGGGCAGCGGAGUGAGAGGGAGCAGAGUGGGUUCGGCUUUGGCUCAACGGGCUUCGGCGAGAGCGGGAAAGAGGCGAGAUUAUAGAGAGAGGGUUGAGGUACUGUGUUAUGACCAGGUGAGAAGGAUGUCUGCAGAUAAUGAUUAUGGAGAAAGUUUUUUUAUGCACAUACCAACCCUGCUGGCAGGCUCGAGCAGGAGUCAACCGGACAGCCGGCCUUGGAAAGACAGGGAUACCGGGAGGAAAGCAAGAGCUCGGACAAUUACUCGGAAUUCCUCGAUGGGGGGCAGCUCACAGCUACUGGAAUGGAAGUGUGAAACUGGAGGACGACCUCUUUUCAGCCAACCAGAGCUUGGCCGAGCAGCAUGCCGUGAAGCGGAAGAAAGGGCCCGCCCCGAAGAUGCUGGGGAAUGAGGUGUGCAGCGUGUGUGGGGACAAAGCCUCGGGCUUCCACUACAACGUGCUCAGCUGUGAGGGCUGCAAGGGCUUCUUUAGACGAAGUGUGAUCAAGAGUGCACGGUAUUCCUGCAAGAACGGUGGCCAGUGUGAAAUGGACCUGUACAUGCGGAGGAAGUGCCAGGAUUGUCGGCUCCGGAAAUGUCGGCAGGCGGGGAUGUUGGAGCAAUGUGUCCUGUCAGAAGAACAGAUCCGACAAAAGAAGAUGAAGAAGCUGAAGGAAGAAGUGAUGAAAGCAGUGAAGGUGACCCCAGGUUCCCUGUCUGGCUGGGACAUUCCCAAACUCAACGCGGCACAAGUUGAGAUGAUCAGAAGACUGGUCACCGCUCAACAACAGUGCAACAAGCGUUCCUUCAGUGACCGAUUGAAAGUGACCCCUUGGCCGCAGAGCAUUGAUGCCCACAAUCGCGAGAUGAGGCAGCAGAGAUUCGCGCACUUUACAGAACUGGCAAUCAUCUCAGUCCAGGAAUUAGUUGACUUUGAACAGGUGCCAGGGUUCCUGGAUCUCACCCGUGAAGAUCAGAUUGCUCUGCUCAAGACUUCCACUAUUGAGAUUAUGUUGCUCGAAACAUCACGGAGGUAUGACCCUCAGAUAGAGUGUAUCACCUUCCUGAAGGAUUUCAGUUACAACCGAGAGGACUUUGCCAAGGCAGGACUGCAGUUUGAAUUUAUCAAUCCCAUCUUUGAGUUCUCAAAAUGUAUGAAUGACCUACACUUGGAUGAUGCUGAAUAUGCUCUGCUAAUCGCCAUCAAUCUCUUCUCAGCAGACCGCCCGAAUGUUCACGACCACGAGCUGGUGGAAAGGCUGCAGCAGCCUUAUGUUGAGGCGCUCCGCUCCUACACACGGAUAAAAAGACCGGAUGACCACCUGAUGUUCCCACGAAUGUUGAUGAAGCUGGUUUGCCUGCGGACCCUGAGCAACGUCCAUUCCGAGCAAGUCUUUGCACUACGGCUACAGGAUAAAAAAUUGCCACCCCUCCUGUCAGAAAUCUGGGACAUGCAGGAGUGAUUGUGGGACUGACAACACAGGGCCCAUCUCGCUCAGCCAGGGAAGGAGUGCCAUGGGUGGUGGGGUAAAAGGGGGUCAGCUCACAGUGCAGAGAACACCAACCGUAAUUGUCAAUGCAACAGUCUUACAGUGUUGAGGGAUGCUUUCAAAUGAUUUUUUUUUAUGUUGGAUGUAGAGAGAUCCAUUUUGCUAUGCUUUGGUAUAAACUCAUUAGAUGAUUGGUCUAUUUUCACAUCAACUAAUAGUCUUAAUGAUGCUGUCAGACUCUGACCAGGAGCAGGCCGGUGUCUGCCUGAGAUCAACAUGAUAGAGCAUGGAGUCAGCUGCUCCCAUCUCUGGGACACAGACAGAUCACCAAGGCUGGCUUUGGAAAUGCACUUUAUUCAUCACUGCACGGCACCAGGAAGUCACCAAGAGAGAUCAGGUGACAGGGUAUGUCAUACCAGAAGCCAGCACCUUAUUUACUAAUGCACUAAAAGCAAGCUAAUAACUCUUGUAUG
This is a messenger RNA of Pristis pectinata (smalltooth sawfish), 2926 nucleotides long. Its product is annotated as oxysterols receptor LXR-alpha-like. The record is from RefSeq and is a predicted model, not a curated record. Gene Ontology annotation, biological process: lipid metabolic process; negative regulation of transcription by RNA polymerase II; positive regulation of transcription by RNA polymerase II. Lineage: Eukaryota; Metazoa; Chordata; Chondrichthyes; Rhinopristiformes; Pristidae. Gene Ontology annotation, molecular function: nuclear receptor activity; zinc ion binding; RNA polymerase II cis-regulatory region sequence-specific DNA binding.